GGGGACUACGUCAACUGACGGGGACGCAGAGCUCACGCGGACUCUGGGAGUGCUGAGUCGAAUAUCCUCUCUGGCGUCUCACCGUUAGGAACCGGCUGCUUAGUUCACCUGAAUUGGAGAUAAAACAUUAGCUCCACUUCAAGGUGGGACGCUCUCAGUUACCCCAAGGGGAGACCUUAACGUCGGGUUUAGGGCGGACACUUACGUAGACCAAGAACUGCGUAGUUGAAAUCUCACAGUAGUGAAAAUCUAAGACCCACGAUGGACCCGACAGACACUGCCCCUGAUUCCUGGGAACAAGAGGACGAUGUGGAGGCCACAAUCGACGGACAACUUGAUUCAGCAUUUACAGCCCUAAACGUGAAUGCCAAACCGUUUGUACCCAAUGUGAACGCCGCCGAAUUUGUUCCGGUUUUUGCAACGAAAGCGCACUCGGAAAAUCUCGAGUCUGUUGUUGCUGUUGAAAAGAUAUCCACCAUGGAGCUGUCAGAAAGUGCCGCUCCAUUGGAGAACGGCGACUCGGAGAUGACCACAGAGGAGCCGUGGGACCAGAAAGAGGCCGAGCCAAACGAGGAGGAGCCGGGAGGCGGGUCUUGUGGGGACCGGGGACCAGAGGAGGCGGCUCCAGAGGUGAUGGAGGAGGAAGAGGAAACGCCGGCGCCCAAGGUUCCACCUACACAGCCAGAUGCCCCCAAGAAGGAGCACGUCAACGUUGUGUUUAUCGGACACGUAGAUGCUGGCAAGUCCACCAUUGGCGGACAAAUCAUGUAUCUAACUGGCAUGGUAGACAAGAGAACCUUAGAGAAGUACGAGAGAGAAGCCAAGGAAAAGAGCCGGGAAACCUGGUAUCUGUCUUGGGCUUUAGACACCAACCAAGAGGAGAGGGACAAAGGCAAGACGGUGGAGGUGGGCCGAGCAUACUUUGAGACAGAAAAAAAGCACUUUACAAUCUUAGACGCUCCAGGCCACAAAUGCUUUGUGCCCAACAUGAUCGGAGGUGCAUCGCAAGCAGACUUGGCUGUUCUGGUGAUCUCAGCCAGGAAAGGCGAGUUUGAAACUGGUUUUGAGAAGGGGGGACAGACGCGGGAGCAUGCCAUGUUGGCCAAAACAGCCGGCGUCAAGCACCUGAUAGUUUUGGUGAACAAAAUGGACGACCCUACAGUCAACUGGAGCCUGGAGAGAUAUGAAGAGUGUAAGGAGAAACUAGUGCCAUUUUUGAAGAAGGUAGGCUUCAACCCGAAGAAAGACAUUCACUUCAUGCCGUGCUCCGGACUGACGGGAGCCAACCUUAAGGAGCCCACGGACAUGUGCUCCUGGUAUACAGGGUUACCAUUCAUUCCACACUUGGACAAUUUGCCACAUUUAAACAGAUCAACUGAUGGCCCUGUCAGAUUGCCCAUCGUAGACAAAUACAAGGACAUGGGCACCGUGAUUCUGGGCAAGCUGGAGUCGGGCUCCAUCAGUAAAGCACAGCAGCUCGUCAUGAUGCCAAACAGGCACGUGGUGGAGGUGUUGAGUCUCCUGUCAGAUGACGUGGAGACGGACGACGCCUCGCCGGGGGAGAACCUCAAGCUGCGGUUGAAGGGCAUCGAGGAGGAGGAGAUCCUGCCCGGCUUCAUCCUGUGUAACGCCGAGAACCUCUGCCACACGGGGCGCACCUUCGACGCCCAGAUCGUCAUCAUUGAACACAAAUCUAUCAUCUGUCCCGGCUACAACGCAGUCCUUCACAUUCACACCUGCAUUGAGGAAGUGCAAAUAACAGCCAUCAUCUGUCUGGUAGACAAGAAGACAGGAGACAAGAGUAAGACACGGCCGCGAUUCGUCAAACAGGACCAAGUGUGCAUCGCCCGUCUGCGCACGGCAGGGACCAUAUGCCUCGAGACCUUCAAAGACUUUCCUCAGAUGGGACGGUUUACCUUACGGGACGAAGGUAAGACCAUCGCCAUCGGUAAGGUGCUGAAGCUGGUUGCUGAGCGGGACUGAAGAGGACCCCGCUGCCUGAGAGUCCUGGUGAGAAGGAAGGGGCGGAGCUCGGUCAUAACCCGCCCACACAGUUGUCAGCGGCGACGCCACCACUGUCACGCCCCCUUCUGCGUGCCGAAGAUCAGCUUCAGACAAAACUCAUGUGAAAAAAAGAACCCGUUUUUAAGCAAAUGACACAACAAGAAGAAGUCCACACGAGUCAGCUUUCUCAUAUUGAGAGCUCAGCUAUGCCAUUGGGUUAGCGCCCCCCCACAUCCCUACUCUGGUCUACUCAUUACAUGAUUUUUUUUUUUUUCUGUCACUAUUUUUCCUUGCUUUUAUAAAUGACAAUGACAAAUGGCGGGAGUUAUAUCUGUAACCAGAUGUGGACGAGGUUUUGCUUGGAAUAUAAAGGAUGAUUUUCAGAAGUAAAUAGCAAAAGAAACCAUUUAAAAGAACUUAGCCAGUUGAAACCAAAUGUUUAUCUUGGGUGUACGUGUCUCCCUCUGCUUUGACCCAGUUUUUGGUUUCUCGUGGCGUUCUGGCAGUAUGCUCGAGCGCGUUGAAAUGUUAUUAAAGCAAACAACUAUGACAAUAAAAUAAUAAAUUGGGAAAA
Messenger RNA from Etheostoma cragini (Arkansas darter), 2578 nucleotides. RefSeq names its product G1 to S phase transition 1, like (gene gspt1l). Lineage: Eukaryota; Metazoa; Chordata; Actinopteri; Perciformes; Percidae. Bases 262 to 1983 code for a protein of 573 amino acids. Gene Ontology annotation, biological process: translation. Gene Ontology annotation, molecular function: GTP binding; translation release factor activity; GTPase activity. The transcript is spliced from 14 exons. Gene Ontology annotation, cellular component: translation release factor complex. The record is from RefSeq and is a predicted model, not a curated record.